This is a messenger RNA of Asparagus officinalis (garden asparagus), 2558 nucleotides long. RefSeq lists its product as uncharacterized. Lineage: Eukaryota; Viridiplantae; Streptophyta; Magnoliopsida; Asparagales; Asparagaceae. The record is from RefSeq and is a predicted model, not a curated record. The coding region runs from base 438 to 2057 and encodes 539 amino acids. The transcript is spliced from 16 exons.
GCUACCGACGCCGGCGAGCGGGGAGUUGAGAACAAAACGAUGACCAUUAGUUAAUCAUUGGUUUAAAUGAUAACAUUUGUAUCAGUUACAAGGAUUUAACAGUCCUGUUUUAUAGUAAUUCCAUCUUUUAUGGAAUUAUUUCGUCGAUGAAGAAAGCGUCGUCGUGAUCCAUCGCAGUGCAAUUCUGAACUCGCCUACCAACUGUUCGGUUUAAUGCCGAUGAGAAAAGAGUCCGCAGGAAAAUGAUCUCUUGCCAUAACCGACCCGACCCGACCCGACCCGACCCGACCCGACCCGUUUCUCUUUGAAAACAGGAGUCUUUUUUUUUUGUUUUCAUCUUAUAUACUACAAUUAAAUUGUUGUUCUUCGACCCGGCUUCUUAAUUCCCUUCUCCUCAAUCUCGAAACCAAGGGUUUGCUUUGUUCCUGUUUGUUACAAUGGGCGGGAGCAGGUUGUCAGUGAAGAGUGCAGCUUUCGCAAAGCAGGCUGAAUUCUACAAGAAGGACCAGUCGAGGCUUGAGAAAAACAAGCUUGUUACAUGGGACCCGUUUUAUAGUGAAGAUGGUUUGUUGCUUCUGGAACCGUUAGAUACCCAAGAUGAUGAGAGCAUAAGUCCAAAAAAAUUGGGGCCUGAUAACAGGUUGUCUUGGGUUCAAGCCUUGAAAGGAGGACAAAUGGGUAAAAAGUUCACUAAGAAAGACGGUAAAAAUUCUGCAUCGAAAAAAUGUGUCAGGGCUCAAGUGUCAAAGAAGAAAAAAAGAUGCAACUAUUUCGAUAAAAAAGAGAGUACAAGUUAUGCACAUAAAGGUAGUGUGAGGGUUCGAGGCCUAGAAGGGGAUCAAGAGUCUACUUAUACCUCAGAUGAAGAGAACAUGAAUUUUUCAUCAGAAGAAGAUACAACAUUUUCACCACGACCAAUCCAAAAGAUGAGCGCUCUGUGUUUUGGAUUACUUGUUGAGGCUCUCGAAAACAAGAGGGCUUCUAUUAGAGAGAAGGCUCUGUUGGAGCUUGUGGAUACAUUUGAAAGAGGUGUGCUUCAGGAGCAGUUAGAAACCUGGUGCAUAACAAUAUUUUAUGGAUGUCUUAACUCAUUUUUUGAGGGAUCAGCUUCUGAGUCCUGUUUAGCUUCGCGUGUUAUCGGAUUUCUGGCCAUCACUGUUGGUGCUGUAAGUGAUUCUCAUGAAAUGAUGCAAAAUUCAAUUCCAAGACUUUCUCUGGCUUUGGAAGCCAAUUGUGAAUUGCUUAGGUUAUCAGUUCUUGAUUGCUUAGCAAUCACAACCUUUUUUGGGGCAAAUGAAGUGGAUGAAGUGGAGACUUCUAUGAGCAUCAUGUGGGAUAUAUUUCAUUUAACAUCCUUUUCUGAGCCUGGAGAGAUGAACGAGCUUUCUGCUGCUGUACUAGCAAAGGCAAUAUCUGCAUGGUCCCUUCUUUUAACAAGAAUUGAUAGUUGGAGAAUUAGUCAACAAUUAUGGAAGGAGUCAAUUUCAAUCUUUUUUACUUUACUAGACGAUGAUGAUUGUGGGGUUCAUAUUGCUGCUGCUGAAGCUAUUGCUGGUAUUAUUGAGACAAAUAGGCUAGAUAAGUUUACGCGAAAAGGUGAUGUGGACAUCACAGAGAUAAGUAGUAAAAUUAAGAAGCUAGUAGACAAAGCAAAAGGUAGUCCAAUGGAAGAUCUUAAAAGAGCGAGGGAAAUGCUUGAGCCAAUUUUGGAGUUCCUUGAGACAGGCAAAUAUCAUGUGGAACCAAUAGAUAUUCCAAAUAUGCGUGACCCUCUGGAAGUUUCGACAGCCACAAAGUCUAUAGAGAUAAAGUUCUUUAACUCCUUUCUUGGAUGGAGUGGCUUCCUCAAGCAUAUGCAGGAUAAUAAAGUGCUUCAUGAUAUUUUUGGCUGCGAAGUAGGGAAAAUAGAGAAUGCAGUUAUUGAGGAAAAGGUCAAGCAGAACUUAUCAACUCUGGAAUCCCAUAAAGGAAGGAUGCAAUUACGAACUAAGCACCGCAUGUUGGUAAAGGACAUGAACUAUGGUUAUGGCCACUUUGAUGUUACCUGCCAAGAUUGAUUUCAGGUUUCAGUAUUUUGGGGGAUCAGAGGCUCCGCAUAAUUAGGGUUACUGCCCUUGGACUGGUUUCUUUUGCUAGUGUUGAGCUUUCAAAUAAUGUAUCAUUUUAUUGCAACUUAAAUCACAUAUUGGUUUUUUUUUUAAUUAAUGUUUUUUUUCCUCCAUUUGUUUUGAUGUCUCCUGAUUAGCGUCUAUUUCAGUGAGAGUGCCUCCUGAAAAGAACAAAAGUUACUGCUCUAAUUUUUCUUGCUCUCUAAAAUCCCUACGCUUUGGACGAAUCCUAUACAUGAUUUGUUCAACUCUGCGUGAUUUGGCUUAACUCAGAAACACUAUUAGUGAAUCUGGGUAUUUCGUUUUGGAUCCAAAAUUCAAGGGAUCAAGCAUGGACAAGAUGACAAACAGAGAAAGGGGUACUUCUUGGGUAGAAUUAGGAAACAGCUAAAGCUUAUUCGGGGCUGUUUGGUUUGUUUUCCAUUUUGUUGGAAACCUCAUUCCAUGGGA